AUGAGGUCUGCAUUUGUUGAUAUAAGCACCACUCGUGGCUUUAGAGGGUUGUAUGCUGGAUUGUCACCUACACUGGUUGAGAUUGUUCCUUAUGCUGGCAUGCAGUUUGGAACCUAUGAUACAUUCAAGCGGUGGGCCAUGGCUUGGAACCGGUUUAGGUCAUCUAAUGCAAACCAAGCUUACAAUAACCUUUCAAGUUUUCAGGUUUUGAUUUGUGGGUUAGCUGCUGGCAUAUGUGCUAAAGCUGUCUGUCAUCCACUUGAUGUGGUCAAGAAGAGGUUCCAGGUAGAUAUCCAACCUUCUUGA
This is a messenger RNA of Ilex paraguariensis (yerba mate), 306 nucleotides long. NCBI's taxonomy places the organism in Eukaryota, Viridiplantae, Streptophyta, Magnoliopsida, Aquifoliales, Aquifoliaceae. The record is from the annotation of a GenBank genome assembly.